Molecule: messenger RNA, 1200 nt
Organism: Lathyrus oleraceus (garden pea)
Lineage: Eukaryota; Viridiplantae; Streptophyta; Magnoliopsida; Fabales; Fabaceae
Exons: 3
Coding region: 1-1200 (399 amino acids)
Source: RefSeq, a predicted model, not a curated record
AUGGCUAGGAAUGGUAUGAGUGCCACAUUGCAAAGGCCACUAUAUGCUUCCCCAUUGGCUGAAUUUAUUCUCCAACCCGAGGCACCUAGAGGAAUGAAGGUGCCUAAAUACACUAAGUUUGGGGGAGAAUCUGGUGAGUCGACAAUAGAACAUAUUGCCAGAUAUUUGACGGAGUCAAGAGAUUUGGCUCAUAACGAGUGUUUGAGAGUAAAAAACUUUCCUUUCUCUUUGACUAAGGUUGCCUUCACAUGGUUCACUUCUUUGGCACCAAGUUCGAUUGAUUCGUGGGCCAAGUUAGAAAAGAAUUUCCAUGAACAGUGCUUUACACAAGUACCGGAACAUGAACUUGUUCAAAUGGCUGCUAGGGGGUUAGAUUAUUCCAUUAGGAAGAAAAUAGACCCAACCUUUGUAAAGAACAUGUCACAAUUGGUUGAUAGAGUUCGACAUCUCGAACGACUAAGGUUAGAAAAGGUUAGACACAGUAAGGCUAAGAAAGAAAAAAUAGCGUUCAUCGAUUAUGACGCGACAAAUCCAAUCUAUGAGGCUGAUUAUGCCUUAUCGACCGAAUUAGAAAUUGACGUGGCUGAGUUAAAGCCAGGAUCUGCUUAUGAAUGUCAAUUAUUACUUCCUGCACAAGGGAAAAAUCCUGUUGAAAACAAUCCAAAAUUCCCUUCAAAAACUUAUACAUUUGAUGUGACAAAAUGUGAGGAAAUUUUUGAUUUGGAUCUGGUUCAGAAAGAAAUUCAAGAAGGCACGCUGAAAUUUGCUGGCCGUAAAAUGAAGAUCGACGCUGACACUCUCCACCAGGAGGAAGCUCUAUUCGUUGAGCCAGUGGAGAUCAACAUGGGCAAGAUCACUAAAUAUGAUGAGACCGACAUGCUAGAGGAAACUGGUGAAAGCCCAGAUGUCGACAUAGCUGAAGUCUAUCCAAGGGCUGAUGAAGACUUGGUAGAUUUCCUGUAUCGCUACAAGAAUAGGGGUUCACAAGUCUGCUUAUACCCUAGAUGUGGUGCUGUCACCGACAAAGUUGCUGCUGAAAAUUUCCAGAAGCUACAAUUGGGCAAAAGCAAAAGAAGUGGGCUGAACAGAGCACGCCAGAAUGAAAGAAUCCCAAGGAAAGCUGUAGAAAAUGCUCAAGCAAGGCCUAGGAGCUUCGUUCCAUCAGAAAGUGCUCCUAGAGGCACCUGGAUCAAGCCUUAG